Aaosphaeria arxii CBS 175.79 is the source of this 1792-nucleotide messenger RNA. RefSeq lists its product as uncharacterized. Gene Ontology annotation, cellular component: membrane. Gene Ontology annotation, molecular function: transmembrane transporter activity. Lineage: Eukaryota; Fungi; Ascomycota; Dothideomycetes; Pleosporales. Bases 101 to 1783 code for a protein of 560 amino acids. The record is from RefSeq and is a predicted model, not a curated record. Gene Ontology annotation, biological process: transmembrane transport. The transcript is spliced from 3 exons.
CAGUCCUCCGCCCGAGUAUUGUAUAGCUAACAUCCUGCUCGAAUUCCUUGUGGGAAAAUGACCAAAUGAAUGCCUUGCGUUUAAGCUAAUUCAACUACUAAUGGCUUCGACAUCACUGCACGAUGAGACUCCUGAAGGCAUUCUCGCCGCUGUUCCAGCCCCAAAUUCAUUCGGCACAAGAUACCCGGUAGGCUUAAUCACUGAGAAGACAACCCCAAAGGAUGUUCCAAUUAGCGACUCGAGUCUGCCAUCAGAACUCUCCUUAGUACCCAUCGGCCGUGCUCAACAUCCCCAGCUACCCAUGAGUAGCACACGCGAGUUGGCCUUCAUCUUCAUUACCUGCAUUGCGCAAUUCCUCUCAUUAUGCGCACUGAACCAGACAGUUGCGCCAGUCAUGGUCUUAUCAAAUUAUUUUCACCUUCAGGAUUACGGGACACUGAGUUGGUUCUCGGCAUCUUUUAGUAUGAGUGUUGGCACGUUCAUUCUACCCGCUGGUCGUCUAGGAGAUAUGUAUGGUCACAAACGAAUCUAUAUCAUUGGAUGGCUCUGGUUUGCCUUGUGGUCGCUCAUCACAGGUUUCAGUUACCUCUCUGGGAACAUCAUGUUCAGCAUAUGUCGUGCGUUUCAAGGAAUUGGACCCGCAUUGAUAGUUCCCAAUGCUGUUGCUAUGAUCGGGCGUACACUUCCAAUUGGACAGAAACGAAACAUGGGAUUCGCUUGUUUUGGUGCUGCAAGUCCAACAGGUGCCGCAACAGGAGCUGUCUUUUCUGCUCUAAUUGCUGACCUUGUUUGGUGGCCAUGGAGCUUCUGGAUACUUGCCAUAGUAUGCUUGUUGGUAACCGCCCUGGCAAUCACCAUCCUCCCGGACGAUAAACUGGAAGGUGAUAUGGUAGAUGUUCCCCAGCGACCAAAUUUUGAUUAUUGGGGUGCAAUAACGGGCGUUUUUGGAUUGGUCUCUAUCAACUUCGCACUCAAUCAAGCCCCACUCGUCGGCUGGCAGGACCCUUAUAUUGGCUCAUUACUCGGACUCGGAAUUCUUGCGCUCUUCGCUUUCAUCCUCGUCGAACUAUACGCGACCGAGUAUCCCCUCGUACCUAUUAGAGGGCUCCAUAGAGAUGCAAUCUUCGCUCUGGCAUGUAUCGUCGCUGGUUGGGCAUCCCACGGCAUAUGGGCAUACUAUCUCUACCUAUUUCUUCAACAUCUACGCGGCCACUCUGCACUGCUCACAUCUGCCGAGACUUCGCCCGUCGCUCUCACUGGGGUAUUUUUUGCCUUUUCCACCAUUUGGCUUCUAAAGCGUCUGAGAGUAAGCUGUGUUAUGUUUUUGGCCAUGGCUUGUUUCACGAUUGGAGCGAUACUCCUGGCCACAAUGCCGCUCCAUCAAACGUAUUGGACACAGACCUUCAUCUCUAUCCUUAUCAUGCCGGGCGCGAUGAAUCUGUCAUAUCCGGCAGCAAACAUCCUCCUUUCUUCGGCCUUACCAAGAGAGAAACAGGGCAUUGCGGCUUCCCUCGUCAGUACCAUGGUCAACUACAGUAUAUCCUGUGGGCUGGGAGUUGCCGGGACAAUCGAUCGCUAUUAUAUAGAGCAUGAAGCAAGCCAGAGAGGUUGGUCACCAUCCAAGGGAAAUCCAGCACCUUUGAGCGACCAUAGCGAGGAAACACAUGUCCUUCGACUUGCAGGUGCGAGAGCCGCUUUCUUCUUUGCGGCUGCACUGGGGGGUGUUGGGAUGAUCAUUGCUUUCGUUCAUAUACUAAUCACUCGCUUACAAAGGAAAAGCUGAAGUUCCUGU